AUGUGUCAAUUCGUCCUGAUUGAGUACCGUUGCGGUCACUCCGAGAUCACCACGGGUCCGAUCUGCCAGCCAAUGUUCAUCAGGCUGGCCGGCAUCAAUAUCGACACUAAUUCGUGGACCAUUGAAGGCUUCCAGCGCCUUCAGCUCGAGCUGCCUGCUGCUUGCAUUCCCAAUGGCCAGAACACGACUCGCGUUGUCUCCAACCACUGGUGUGGCUGGGAAUGCGAGAACACGUUCUACGUCGACCUUGCGUCCGCAGCUUCCUCAGGCCGCCUCAUAACGCAGCAGCUUGCUGCCCUUGGUAUCGGCAUCCAGGGAGUUAACGGCACCCAGAUCCUUAGCAGCGCCCCUCCUCAGCCUCAAAUUCAGAGCCAUACCCAGCCUCAAAUCCAGAGUCACUCCCAGGCUCAGGUCGAGGAUAAGGCCACUGUCCAGCAUACGGUCUCCAGCUCUACCCAGACUGUUCAGGUUCAGAACCAGAAUCGUGCUACUCAGACUCAGGCCCAGGGUCCUCGCUCUUCUCAGACCCAGACUCAGGUAAUCCAUCCUCGCGCCAAAGUCCAGGCCCAGGCCCAGACUCAGGCACAGGCUCAACCCAAGAUGCAAGUCACCCACCCCAUCCAAGACCAAGCCAAGAUGCAGGUUACCUACCCCAUCCGGGACCGAGCCAAGACCGAGGCCCCCAAGAGUCAGCCCCAGGAGGCAAAGACCACCCACGCCAUGGACCGCUCUACCCAGCCCCAAGCUACCUGGCCUCCCUCGUGGCUCCCCGCCAUGGCUCCAGCCUCUGACAUGAGCAGCAUCAGCGGCCGCCAGGACAACAGCAGUCGCAACACUCCCACCGAAAGCUACGGUUCCGGAACAGGCAGUGGUCGCAGCGACUACACCGGCCCCGGCAAUGGCUUGCUCAAUGCUAUUCGCGAACAUGAGCUUGACCGUGCCCGUGAUAGUGGUGCCGGUACCGGUAACAACACUGGUGUGGGUAACAACACCGGUACCGGUAACUAUACUGGUAUCGGUAACUACACUGGUACCGGUAACAGCACUAGUACCGGUAGCAACACUGGUUACUAUACGGGUAACCAGGCUGGUAGCCACACUGGUAGCCAUACUGGUACCGGUAACCGCACUGGUAACUACAUGAGUAACUAUCCUGGCAGCUACACUAGUAACUACACUGGUAGUCACACUGGUAACUACACUAGUACUGGUAGCCACACCGGUAUCGGUAGCCACACCGGUGCGGGUAGCUACACCGGCACCGGUAGCUACGGUAACUACACUGGCACCGGUGGUUACGGUAACUACACUAGUACCGGUAACAACACUGGUAACAGCACCGGCGGUGCCCGUCUUACCGGCAACAUCGGCAGUACUCGCAACGUCAACAACACCAGCGACGCCAGCCGCAUCGGCACCAACAGCAACAAUGCGCCGUACUACCACCCGGGCACGGAAAGCCAGCCAUACUACUACAACCAGUACAUCGGCGGCGCCCCGACCUCUAGCGCCAACGACAACGGUAUGCCCGGCAACGGUCCUACCUACCCUCAGUCCAUCUCGGAGUUCGGCACCGCCCACAGAUUCGCGCGUAUCCGACAGCCGCACACCCAACCUCGUGGCGCUCCACUCGGCACGGCGGGAACAAGUCGAAUGGGAACCGAGACGCAGGAUCUGACUAACGCCCAGCGCGAAAUCAUGACCCGUCGCGUGCGUACUCAACUGUCUCCGACUCCCCACUCCCAGAUGGAGGAUGAAAAGGACGACCAUUCUACCAAGUGUGACGACGGCUCUGAUUCUGACGAUUCCGAUGACUCUGAUGAUCGUGUUCUGGUUACUAUGAGCGCGGAAAACAUGGCUGACGGCGAUGUGUUUAACUAA
Messenger RNA from Annulohypoxylon maeteangense, 1881 nucleotides. RefSeq lists its product as uncharacterized. The transcript is spliced from 2 exons. NCBI's taxonomy places the organism in Eukaryota, Fungi, Ascomycota, Sordariomycetes, Xylariales, Hypoxylaceae. Bases 1 to 1881 code for a protein of 626 amino acids. The record is from RefSeq and is a predicted model, not a curated record.